Molecule: messenger RNA, 642 nt
Organism: Malassezia sympodialis ATCC 42132
Lineage: Eukaryota; Fungi; Basidiomycota; Malasseziomycetes; Malasseziales; Malasseziaceae
Gene: CAT5
Exons: 1
Coding region: 1-642 (213 amino acids)
Biological process (GO): ubiquinone biosynthetic process
Cellular component (GO): mitochondrial inner membrane
Molecular function (GO): 3-demethoxyubiquinol 3-hydroxylase activity
Source: RefSeq, a predicted model, not a curated record
AUGGCCAAGGCAUUGCGUUUUAUACAGGCGCUUGACCCCGUCGACCGCAAGGCAGUGGCAUCAAUGCUGCGAGUGGAUCAUUCCGGAGAGGUCGCAGCAAACACCAUCUAUGAGGCACAGGCUGAUGUUUUUGGAUACCGAGGUCAAAUCUCAGUGAAAAAUCUUGUUUCGGACAUGUGGGAGAACGAGAAGAAGCACUUACACGCUGCCGCAACGAUGCUGGAUGACUAUCGCACUCGUCCCUCUGCCCUUGUUCCCGUAUGGGCGCUUGCUGGACGCAUACUUGGUGGAUUUACGGCAUAUCUGGGUGAGAAAAGUGCUAUGGCGUGUACGGAGGCCGUCGAAACGGCUAUUGGAGAACAUUAUGACGAGUACGUUAUUGUGUCUGACUCUAGUCAACUGCAGCACCUUUCCGACAUCCGCGAAAAGCUUUCAAAGACUUAUACAGGUGAUAAAAUGCAGGAAUUAGAUGAGUCGCUGGCUCUUCUUCGCAGUGUGUUGGUCGAGUUCCGUGACGAUGAACUAGAGCAUCUGGACACGGCUGUGGACCACGAUUCUCAGCAGGCACCCGCGCAUGCACUACUUUCUGCCGUGGUAGAAUAUGGCUGCAAAGGGGCGAUUGAAAUUGCAAAGCGGAUUUAA